UUAGCCAGUUUUCAGUAAAUAACAAACGGAGCAAGUUUUCUUCGUAAGGAAUAUCAAAAUCCAUACAAACGAAAAGCAAACAACUUUUAACCUUUAUUGAAGGCUGUCUUUGAAGCUUCCUUGUAAAGACAAAUCAAGCAGACAAAACCCUUUAUGUAUCUGUUUCUAAUUUGGGGUUUUUUCAGAAAUCUUGAUUCUUUGAGUGACCCUUUGUCUUCUCCACAAAAAGAGUCAUAUGGCCAGCCUCGGUGAUGGGGAGCAUCAAUGGUUAGAGAGAGUAAAAUCAGAGGGGGCUGUUCCACUACUUGAUCCAGAUAAUUGUUCAAAUGGCUGGGCAUCUCCACCUGGAGACUAUUUCAUGGUAAGAGGUCCAGAGUAUUUGACAACUAAGACUAAAAUCCCUGGUGGAGAAUAUCUUUUUAAGCCUCUUGGAUUUGACUGGAUUAAAGGGUCUAAUAAGAUUGCAGAGGUUUUGAAGAAUCAAAAAAACCGUGUGAGGAAGGUUAUUGAUGAAGAGUUUCCAGAUGGUGAUAAGCCUUUUGUUUGGGCAUUUAAUCUACAACUCCCAGGUAAGGACAACUAUAGUGCUGUGGCAUAUUUUGUAGCCACAGAGCCAUUUCCUGAGGGAUCUUUAGUUGAUCAGUUCUUGAAUGGUGAUGAUGGGUUUAGAAAUUCAAGGCUUAAACUGAUUGCCAACAUUGUCAAAGGCCCCUGGAUAGUAAGAAAGGCAGUCGGAGAGCAGGCUGUGUGCAUAAUUGGGCGUGCCCUUUCUUCCAAGUACUGUGUUGCAGAGAAUUUCUUCGAAGUGGAUGUGGAUAUCGGAUCUUCAAUGGUUGCAAGUGCAAUAGUUCAUUUGGCGUUUGGUUACAUCUCAAUGUUGACUGUUGACCUGGCUUUUCUCAUCGAGGCUCAAAGUGAGUCAGAGCUUCCAGAACGACUUUUAGGUGCCGUCAGAUUUUCUGAUCUAAACCCUGCUUGUGCUUCCUUAUAUGAACUGUCAUAUGGAAGUACUGAUAAUUUGCAGUCCUCAUUGCCGACUCGCUUAUGGAAGUCAAUUGGACAGGGGUUUUCUCAACUCCUUCAUCCCGUGCCAGGGGCUCAAGAAAAUAGUUCUGCCUCUGGCACAACCCAUGGUAAUGAAACUUCUGAGCUCAAAGAGGGAAGUGAAGACACAAAGAAAUGAUGAAUCAGAUACUCCUGGUGGACAGUGUAUAUGUGGUUGUUGGAGUAGCUUAAUCUAGAAGUCACAGAAUGAUUUAAGUGGUAACAAGUAUCCAAUGUCCACUGCAUUCAACUGCUUGGUUGCUAGUCCUAGUCGUGCCAUUUUAUUCUUUUGAUUUGUUGUAGUUUUGAAUAUACUAUAUGGGCGAGCAGUCAAUGAGUCGUUAUUUAUUGGCAAGUAUUAAAAUUGUUGAUAGCUUAUUCUGAUACAUUUGUAAUUCAAAAGUAUUAUUUCCACAAAAAGCUGAGUUGAAUUUGCCAA
Messenger RNA from Populus trichocarpa (black cottonwood), 1483 nucleotides. RefSeq names its product protein ENHANCED DISEASE RESISTANCE 2-like. The transcript is spliced from 3 exons. Bases 236 to 1183 code for a protein of 315 amino acids. NCBI's taxonomy places the organism in Eukaryota, Viridiplantae, Streptophyta, Magnoliopsida, Malpighiales, Salicaceae. The record is from RefSeq and is a predicted model, not a curated record.